ACCAGGCCGGGAAGCACAGGGAAUGUCCGGGUUGGAGGUGGCUGAGACGCGAGCGGUGUUGCGGCCAGGGUGGUUGUGCGUUGUGGACUUGGGGUGGCUCGUUGCUUACCGAGAUGGCCGGGCAGGAGGAACAGGCUGUAAAGUACUAUACUUUGGAAGAGAUUCAGAAGCACAAAGAUAGCAAAAGCACCUGGGUGAUCCUGCACCACAAGGUGUACGAUUUGACCAAGUUUCUGGAAGAGCAUCCUGGCGGGGAGGAAGUCUUAAGAGAACAAGCUGGGGGUGACGCUACAGAGAAUUUUGAAGAUGUUGGUCAUUCUACCGAUGCUAGAGAACUGUCUAAAACUUACAUCAUUGGUGAGGUCCAUCCUGAUGACAGAUCAAAGUUAGUCAAGCCUUCGGAAACUCUUAUUACUACAGUUGAAUCUAAUUCCAGGCUGUCUUUCCAAAUACAAAGUGGAGAACUCUCCAAACCUCAUUGGUGGACCAACUGGAUUAUCCCAGCCAUCUCAGCCCUGGCUGUUGCCAUGAUGUAUCAUUUCUACGUAGCAGAAGACUGAAGACCUCUCAAAAGACGAGGAGAAUGAAGACUGCCUUGGACAAGAGAGAAAAGAAGCCAGUGUUAAUCACUUCCACUGACAGAAAGUUUCACCUGAGAAAAUAAUUUUAAUAUGUCUUUUUUCUCUUCUGUGUUAGAAAGAACCAUUCUUUCUAGUCCUCCUACACUUUUCAGAUGUGCCUUUUUAUUCAUCAGCCUUAUUUGAUGUUUCUUCACUACAUAAUUUACUUUUUAUGUAAUCUUUUUAAAUAUAUCUGGCUUUAAAGUA
This is a messenger RNA of Octodon degus (degu), 827 nucleotides long. RefSeq names its product cytochrome b5. Bases 114 to 560 code for a protein of 148 amino acids. Gene Ontology annotation, molecular function: heme binding. The record is from RefSeq and is a predicted model, not a curated record. The transcript is spliced from 6 exons. Gene Ontology annotation, cellular component: mitochondrial outer membrane; intracellular membrane-bounded organelle. Lineage: Eukaryota; Metazoa; Chordata; Mammalia; Rodentia; Octodontidae.